GUUUCAUUUCAUGUAGGUUUAUUUCCUCUAGAAACCCGCGCGUUCACACCGCUACUGCUACUCCACCUCUCUCUCUCUCCGAAUUCGUGAAGAAAGAUGUUGAAGCUGUCAAGGCAGCUCCUGCGCUCCUCAAGUGCAACCCAGGCAUGGAUGUCUACUGCUACGGCGAAUUUCGAGCCCGGUGCUAGAAUAUUUGCACCUUAUUCAAUUUACAAGGGGAAAGCUGCAUUGUCAGCUGAUCCCCUUCUACCCAAGUUUACUAAAUUGGAAACUGGGGAUUACAGAGUUGAACGCCGUGGUGUCAUCAUGUUAACAUUUUGGCCCUCGAUUGGUGAACGCAAAUAUGAUUGGGAGAAAAGGCAGAACUUUGCUCUCUCCGCCACGGAAGUUGGGUCCCUGAUCAAUUUGGGUCCAAAAGAUUCAUGUGAAUUCUUCCAUGACCCCUCAAUGUUAUCAAGUAAUGCAGGUCAAGUUAGAAAGAGUCUAUCAAUUAAAGCGCAUGCUGAUGGUAGUGGUUACUUUGUUUCUCUGAGUGUUGUCAACAAUACUGUCAAUACAAAUGAUCGGUUUGUUGUUCCUGUCACUGCUGCUGAGUUUGCUGUCAUGCGGACUGCUUUCUCUUUUGCUUUGCCUCACAUCAUGGGCUGGGACAAAACUGUGGCAAAGCCCCCUCUUAGCGGUAACCAUCAAGGUUCAGGUUCGGGUAUGGGUACGGUGGUUCGUCAAGCUCAGACCUCCGAGUGGGAUCGAUAGAUCUUUAGCGAAAUCAUGUUUGUAAUCAUAUCCAUUUUGUUGAAUUUCAGACUGCUCAUAACUAUCUUCCCAAGUGGAUUAUAUAACCAUUUGCAAUUAACUAUUUCUGAGGAUAAUAUUUUCCCAUA
Salvia hispanica is the source of this 881-nucleotide messenger RNA. It is a transcript of the gene ATWHY2, whose product is annotated as WHIRLY 2. The record is from RefSeq and is a predicted model, not a curated record. Gene Ontology annotation, molecular function: single-stranded DNA binding. Gene Ontology annotation, biological process: regulation of DNA-templated transcription; defense response. NCBI's taxonomy places the organism in Eukaryota, Viridiplantae, Streptophyta, Magnoliopsida, Lamiales, Lamiaceae.